ACACUUUUGACCUUGAAAUGAAAGUAGUCUCGAAAAGCAUGUUUCAUCUCUAUCGGUGGCCAGCACAAAAAUGGAUCAGAAAUAAAGAGCUAUUUCAAUUCACUGUUAAUUAUGCUGUUGUUUUAGUGAAAGGUACUAAAACACAUACAGGGUCGACAAUAUCAGCAAGUAAUAAUCGUGUUGGACAAAAGACAACAGUUAAACAAAAGGCAAAUCAGCUGGUGCUUACAAGAACUUAUUUUUCAAAUUCAUUUAGAGAGUCCAAAAAACCAGAACCUGAUCGAUUUAGUAAAGAUUAUAGUGAUGGUGUGGGAAAGGAAUAUCACUUGGUCUAUGCCCUACACAACUUCGACACAGGAUAUCGAUUUUUUUUAGGCCUCUGUGUAUCUGUACCAUUGAUCUUUCUGCAACGUAUUUGCAGUUAUAUUUACCAAUAUUAUAAUGAAUUAGAAUACACAUCCAACAGCCUCCAGGGGAUGUUAAGUAACUGUAUUGAAAUAAUCAACAGUUUACCUCCAUCAUAUCUAUGGAUAUUCACAAUAGCUUAUAUCACCUUGAUUGGAACUAUAGGACACCAUGUUUUUGUGAAGAACAGCAUUGGCAGGCUCUACUACAAUUCAAAACAGGACCGUUAUACAGCUAUUGUAUUCAAGUAUGGAUUUAAAAGGAAGAUCGAAUUUAGUAGAAAGGACAUAGUGAGAAAACCAGUCUUUUUUGAAAAGGUCAUUCAGAAAACUGGAAUUACUGUAGGGGAGAAGAAAAGAUACUUUGUUUAUGAAAAAUAUUUUAAAAACACUGUUGAUAAUAACCGGUUUUUCUCGGAGGUAGCCUCCUCUGACUAUCUUGAUGAAAUAAACAGGUCACAUAGAUCAAAACCCAAAUGAUUGCACAUUUAAUAUAAUGAAAAUAAAAUAUGAAAUCAA
Molecule: messenger RNA, 923 nt
Organism: Ostrea edulis (European flat oyster)
Lineage: Eukaryota; Metazoa; Mollusca; Bivalvia; Ostreida; Ostreidae
Exons: 2
Coding region: 18-884 (288 amino acids)
Source: RefSeq, a predicted model, not a curated record